AUGGCUGAAAUGAGUGGCUUGAUGGACUUGAAUCAAUUAUCUUCAAUCCUUCGUGAAGUGGGAGUACUGGUAGGUCGAGGCACGGCUGUUGAAAAAGAAGUCGAUAAGUUCAUCAAGAAGUUCCUGCCCUUUCAACUAGUGCUUGAUGAUGCGUUGAACAUGCAACUGAAUGAUGGCGCUGCUCGAGUUCCGAUAACUACUGUGAAAGAUACGUUGUCUGACAUUGACGACGCAUUGGAUGAGUGGAACACGGCGGUCAAGAAGGGAGCUGAGGAUGAUUUGAGGCCUAUUAUUAGAAAGGUAUGCUCCUUCAUUCCUUCGUAUCUGCAGUGUCAUUAUAAACAUCUGGUUUUGCGUCGUGAUAUAGCUUUCAAGAUCAAAAGCCUGAAUAAAACGCUGGAAUAUAUCACUGAGGAGAAACAUAAGUUUAAUUUUAGCAUGUUGAAGGGAAUUGAGGGGAAACUGGAACGAGAAAGGAGUCCCUCUUUUCUUGACCAGUUAGAGGUUUAUGGAAGAGCUGCAGAAAAUAAUAAAUUAUUAGAAUUAUUGUUGAGUGAGAGUAGUCAAGGACCGAGCCUCCCUGUCAUCUCCAUAGUUGGGUCGGGAGGGAUCGGAAAGACGAGUCUAGCUCGACUAGUAUUCAAUGAUACAGAGGUGAAAACUCAUUUCAACAAAAGAAUAUGGGUGUCUGCUUCUUAUCCUUGUGAAGAGAUUUGGAUUGCCAAAGCGAUUCUUAAAUCUCUAAGGGAAUUUGAUGCAUCAGAUCUGGUCGAAUUGGAAACUGUGUUACGGCAUAUUGGCCGAUUUAUUAGGGGGAAGAAAUUUCUUCUUGUCCUGGAUAACAUAAAAAUCGGAGAUCUCAAAUCAUGGGAACAGUUGAAUUAUUAUCUUAAGUGUGGUUGCCAAGGAAGUAGAAUUUUAGUGACUGCACUAGAGGAGAAUGCUGUAAAGAAGAAAGAGAAGACACGUGAGGAGAAUGCUGUAGCGGAGAAAGGGAAGACACAUGAGGAGAAUGCUGUAAUGGAGAUAGAAACCACCUUCACAAUCACAUUAAGAACACUAACUAAGGAGGAUUAUUGGUCAUUAUUCUGUCAACUUGCAUUUCAUAAUAGAGAACAAUGUGAAAAUUUGGAAGAGAUUGGUAGAAACAUUGUGGACAAGUGCAACGGCUUGCCAAUAGCUGUAAAGAUUUUAGGAAGCCUUUUGAGCCUUAAAAGAAAUGUUGAAGAUUGGAAAAACGUUUUGCAUGGUGAGAUAUCGGAACUUGCAGAAGAAAAAGGGCUUUUCCCACCUCUAUUGUUAAGCUAUUAUGAUUUGCCCAUCAUCCUAAGAAAAUGCUUCUCAUAUUGUGCCAUUUUCCCAAAAAAUUAUGAGAUAGAGAAAAGUCGGUUAAUCAAGUUAUGGAUGUCCCAAAAUUAUCUUAAGGCAGAAGGAAGAGAAGAUAUGGAGUUAAUUGGAGAAGAAUACUUUGAAAACUUAGUGAUGCUCUCAUUUUUUCAAGAUUUUCAAAGAAACACUUAUAAUGGGAGCAUAAUAAGUUGCAAGAUGCAUGAUAUAGUGUAUGAUUUUGCUCAAUUUAUUGCAAAGAAUGAAUGUUUUAUCAUGGAGGUAAAUGAUUCUGCAAAGUCUAAAUCAGAGUCUUCUUAUGAAAAAGUUCCACAUUUAAUGAUAAUAUUUGAAAGAGAGGGCUCUUUUCCAGUCCCUGUUUAUAAUGAUAGAGAAUUGCGUAGCCUUGUGGUUGAGCCUAGAGGUGGUUUUAUGAGUGAUGUAGAUCUGGGAAAGUUAUUUGAUCGGUUAACAUGUCUAAGGACAUUAGAUUUGAGUAACCAUGAUAAUGCUUGGUAUGAUUUAAUUAAAGAAGUUCCCAAAGGGAUAAAAAUGUUUAUACAUUUGAGGUAUCUUAACUUGUCCAAGAAUAGAAAGAUAAAAGAUUUGCCUGAAACAUUGUGCGAGUUAUAUAAUUUACAAACCUUAGAGCUCCAAUUAUGUACCAAUCUCAAAAAUUUACCUCAAGGGAUAGGAAAGUUAAUCAACCUUAGACAUUUGGUGAAUGAUGAAACUUCAAUAAGUUGCAUGCCAAAAGGAGUCAGGAGAUUAGCUAGUCUUCGAACCUUAAGCGAGUUCAUUGUGACUCUGAUGCGAACCUACCCAGAUCUCUUGCUCACUCAUACACAAAUACUAACACCAGAAGUAAUCAACGGUUCAUUGUAA
Molecule: messenger RNA, 2211 nt
Organism: Pistacia vera
Lineage: Eukaryota; Viridiplantae; Streptophyta; Magnoliopsida; Sapindales; Anacardiaceae
Product: disease resistance protein RGA2-like
Exons: 1
Coding region: 1-2211 (736 amino acids)
Biological process (GO): defense response to other organism
Molecular function (GO): ADP binding
Source: RefSeq, a predicted model, not a curated record